This is a messenger RNA of Sphenostylis stenocarpa, 2481 nucleotides long. The record is from the annotation of a GenBank genome assembly. NCBI's taxonomy places the organism in Eukaryota, Viridiplantae, Streptophyta, Magnoliopsida, Fabales, Fabaceae.
AUGCCGCCGGCUGUAGUGGAUCCGCCAUUAUCGGAAACGUCGUCGGUGCUGUCUUUUACCUCCGACACUGUUUUUCCGGUCACGGCGCCGGAGAAUCGGCGAUUCGGGGAUCUUAGAGGUCUGCAGUGGCGAAUAAAUCUUGGGGUGUUGCCAUCUUCUUCCAUUGAUGAUCUUCGUCGUGCCACAGCUAAUUCUAGAAGGAGGUAUGCCAGUUUGAGAGGGCGCCUUCUGGUUGAUCCACAUAUUGUAAAGGAUGGAAAUAGUUCCCCCAAUGUUGUCAUGGAUAACCCACUUUCACAAAAUCCAGACAGUACAUGGAGUCGCUUUUUUCGCAAUGCAGAGAUGGAGAAGAUGGUGGAUCAGGAUUUAUCACGUUUAUACCCAGAACAUGGCAACUAUUUCCAGACCCCCGGAUGCCAAGGAAUACUGAGACGAAUUUUAUUACUAUGGUGUCUCAGACACCCAGAGUGUGGUUACAGACAAGGAAUGCAUGAAUUACUUGCUCCAAUCCUUUAUGUACUCCAAUGUGAUGUGGAGUGUCUUUCAGAAGUUCGAAAGCUUUAUGAAGAUCACUUCACAGACAGAUUUGAUGACCUCCUUUGUCAAGAGAAUGAUCUUUCUUAUAACUUUGAUUUUAGAAAAUCUUCAGAUUUGAUGGAGGAUGGAAUUGACUCCAAUGGAAAUGUAAUGAAAAUCAAGAGUCUUGAUGAGCUUGACCCUAAGAUACAGAACAUUGUAUUGCUAAGUGAUGCAUACGGGGCAGAAGGUGAACUGGGCAUUGUUUUAUCUGAGAAAUUCAUCGAACAUGAUGCUUAUUGUAUGUUUGAUGCUUUGAUGAAUGGGGCUCGUGGUUCAAUUGCAAUGACCGAUUUCUUCUCUUAUUCUCCUUUGCCUGGGUCACAUACUGGCUUGCCUCCUGUAAUUGAAGCUUCUGCUGCAUUGUAUCGUUUGUUGUCUCAUGCUGAUUCAUCUCUGCAUGACCAUCUUGUCGAUCUUGGGGUUGAACCCCAGUACUUUGCUCUCCGCUGGUUGCGAGUUUUAUUUGGACGAGAAUUUUCACUCAGCAACCUUUUAAUAAUCUGGGAUGAAAUCUUUUCAUCAGAUAAUAGCGAAGUAGAAAAACACGCUGAGGGCAAUGCAGACUCUGGUUUUAGGAUCUUCAAUUCGUCCCGUGGGGCAUUUAUCUCAGCUAUGGCUGUAGCAAUGAUGCUUCAUAUAAGAUCUUCGCUUCUUGCCGCUGAAAAUCCUACAACCUGUCUUCAGAGAUUAUUAAACUUUCCUGAGAACACUGAUAUUGAAAAGCUAAUAGAGAAGGCUAAAUCCUUGCAGGCUCUUGCAUUAAGUACUAAGAUUUCAUCCUCGACACCUUCAUUUGUGGAGCAUCAUAACCAGCCACCGAAACCAGUUAUGGCAAGAUCUCUAACUCUUCCAUCUGAACCAUUUUCUCCGAAAACUCCUCUGAAUUUGGUACCUGAGAGCUACUGGGAAGAAAAGUGGAGAGUUGUACACAAGGCUGAAGAACUCAAACAAGAUGCAGGAGAAAAACAGGUUCCAAUGCGAAAGAAGGGAUGGACAGAGAAGGUAAAGUUCAGUUUGAAAAGAAGAGAUUCUGACCCCUCUUCACCAAGGUCUAAGAGUGGUAAAAACGAAUCCAAGUCACCAUUUGGGCGCAGUUUGCUAGAAGAUCUUGCUAAGGAACUUGGCUUUGAGAAAGAUACUGAAAAACUCUGCAAUCAUGAUAAUCUGCCUGCAAAAGUUGAAGAGGAGCAGCGGGAAGACAGUUCCGAAUGCAGCAACAAUUAUUAUCCUGAAGAUAGAUGUCUAAGCCAAAACACUAGUGUUGAAAACUCACCAGAUAUUUCUUGCCCAGCUAGCCCUCCUAACGAGGCCAAUGAUCACAAAUAUGAGUGUGAGAAGAGUAGUGUUGGGUCUAAUUUAUCCCUUGAUGGAAUUAAUGAAGCUUCCGUUAGUAGUCCCGUUGAUUCACCUCUUCCAAUCUCUGAUCAUCCUCAGAACGUAUCAAAUACAACAGGGAGCAAUAAUAUUAAUAAUUCCGCUAGAAAUUCAGCCACGCAUUCCAAGGAGAGAAAAGUGACCAAAUUUCAGUGGUUAUGGAAGUUUGGGCGGAGUAAUGGCGAGUUUAUUUCUGAGAAAGGAAGUGAUGCUUCUGAGGCAGUAAAACCUGCCAACAACGGCGAUAAUAAAAGCAAUACAAUACCCUCUUCUACAGCCAAUGGACAUUGUAGUUCUCUUAGCUGCAAAGGGGAAUCUACAGAGCAGAAUGUGACCGGCACUAUGAGGAAUAUUGGGCAGUCAAUGCUUGAACAUAUCCAGGUAAUAGAGAGUGCUUUCCAACAGCUGGGCGAGGGAGCAUCAUUGGAUAGCAUGUCUAAAAAUGAUGUGGUUGGCGAAGGGCAGGUUACUGUCAUGUCAGCUUUGAAGGAACUACGUAAAAUUAGCAAUCUUUUGUCUGAGAUGUGA